AUGGAAUGUCCCGAUGGGACAAGAUUUGAUGAUGCUGUGAAUUCGGUUCCGUUUCAGGGAAGAUUCACGUUUCGCGAUGGGAUGAGACUUCACGUGUUUCAGGGUAUGUUAAAGCAACUAGCAUACAAAGACUUAGCAAAAAUGACAGAUAAUUUUAGCAAGGAAAACUACAUUGGGAUUUUUCAAUUUGGCGAACUUUAUCGUGGCUUUUUUGAUAAGGAACACUUUACAAUAAAGAUAUGGACUAUAUCUAAUCUAACAAAUAAUGUUAUGGGAUUUCGUGAACGCAAUCUAAUGGAUGAACUGAUCAUGCUUUGUCAUGAAAGACUUGCGCACCCAUGCAUUGUUAACUUGUAUGGAUACUGUCGUGACAAAGAGAAUCUUGCUGUUGUUUAUAACUUUAAAUCCAUGUAUUCACUCGAGAACAUAUACCUGCAAGAGGAUUUCACAUGGUUACAAAGGAUGAAAGUUGCAUUUGGAUUGGCAUGUCUCCUCGCGUUUUUACACUCUAAACGUGGAGAUCUCGAUUCAUUUGUAAUUCGCAAUUUGUGUGCAGGACAUAUAAUGUUGGAUGAGAAUUACAACCCAAAGUUGGUUGAUUUCAGCAUGAUAACAGGUGGUUUUUUACCAAAUAAGCAAGUAUAUUCUAUUCAACCAGCUUAUGGAUGCGUUGAUUACUGGGACACAGACUUAUUUCGAAACCACUCGACUCAUUUAGCAACCUGGACAAGUAAGAGUGAUGUGUUUGCAUUUGGUGUUAUGCUUGUAAGCAUGUUGUCAAAAAGAGUAAUUACUGAUGAAUUUGAAGAAGAAUUUAAGAAUAAUGCUGGGCCUUAUCCAGGCGAAUGGGCAAGUAGAAAAUAUGAGAUUGACAAAUCAAUCGUUCACAUGAGCUUGGAAAGAGAUUCAGGCUUUUCUUAUGCUGACGGGCAAGUCCUUUCAUUGUUGGCCGUGAAUUAUUAUUUUAGUUGUGCUUAUCUGAAAGAUAUGGAAAGAAUUGGUUCCAACGCCUUGAAGAGAUAUACUAACAAUUUCAGUGAAGAGAAUUACAUUGGAAGGUUUCAGUUUGGCAAAAUAUUUCGUGGGCUGUUUGAAUGUUAUUUAAAAGGGCCUAUGUUCGUCACGGUGAAGAUAUGGGAUGAGGACCAAAAUCCGCAACAUAAUUUACUGAGACUAGGGGAUGAAAUAUUACUUCUUCAUCAUGAAAAGUAUACUUGCCAUCCUGGUAUGGUUAGGAUGUAUGGUUAUUGCACUGAAGAUAAACAUGUUGCUAUUGUAAUUUUCUUAAAGCCCAUGAAUUCCAUACGAAAUCUCCUGUCUAGAGGUGAUUUUUUAUGGCUCUAUAGAAUUAAAGCUGCAUAUGGAGUGGCUUCUCUCCUCAAGUUUCUACAUGAUGUAUCGCAUCACAUGGAUCCUUUCAUUAUUCGUAAUUUGGAUGCAGCUCAUAUAUUAUUAGAUGAGGAAUACAAUUCAAAGUUAAUUGAUUUUGGCCUGAUAACUGGUGGGAUUUUUCCAAAUCGACCAACGUAUGCGGUUAAAUCAAGCUUUGAAUGUAAUGAUAGAGUGUUUCCGGCUUAUGACAGAAGUGGCACUUGGACUACAAAAAGCGAUGUAUAUUCUUUUGGGGUACUUCUUCUCUGUUUGAUAUCUAAAAGAAAUGUAAUGGAGCCAUUGUUUUCCUACGAUGGAUGGUCGCUUACUUCAAACGACAUCAAGAAGAUACUCGUGCACAAGAGUUUACAGAAUGAUUCAACAUUUAAUCAUGUUGAUGGGCAAAUUGUUAAAAGAUUGAUUGUUCAAUGUGUACAUACUAAUCCAGCUUGUAGGCCAAAUAUGUCCCAAGUUAUAGAGGUUUUAGAUAAACUAAACGUAGUUGAGAGAUACAAAUACUUUAUUAGUCCAGAUGAGAUUUCUAGAGUGAACUAUGUUAAUCAUUCCAACAUGCCUAAAUCACAUUUACUCCAACAUGUUUAA
This is a messenger RNA of Impatiens glandulifera, 1974 nucleotides long. Its product is annotated as G-type lectin S-receptor-like serine/threonine-protein kinase B120. Lineage: Eukaryota; Viridiplantae; Streptophyta; Magnoliopsida; Ericales; Balsaminaceae. The transcript has 11 exons. Bases 1 to 1974 code for a protein of 657 amino acids. Gene Ontology annotation, molecular function: protein kinase activity; ATP binding. Gene Ontology annotation, biological process: protein phosphorylation. The record is from RefSeq and is a predicted model, not a curated record.